AUGUCUAUUGACCAGGCGUCACCAUUGGUGCCCAUCAAACCUCAGAUUGCGUUGCAGAACAGUGCGUUUAUAAAGAACAGUCAUAAUCGCAGCAGUUUCUGUGGCGUGACACCAUCACCCACCAAUGGAAACAGGACAUUUAAAACUUUCUCCGUGAAUCGUAAGAGUUGGAGUGGAAACGUUACCCUUCCACUUCAACAGUUCGCCGUGGAUGAACCGGCGCCGAAGCUCGGGACAUUUAGAUCUGGUACAGGAACUUUCCCUAGAAACCGGGAGCGGAACAAUAACGGAGCUUCCAACGGAAUAUUAACACCUAACGGGAACUCAGUUCAGACGCUCAGAGGAAAUGAAGUGAGGAGAAGCGGAUGUACUAACGGCCGUCGCUACGCUGAGAUAGGAAACUGGAGUAAAAGGAAUGCUACAUUUCUAGAGCCUCAUCUCCAAGGAGUACGGCACAGGGAGAGUCGGAGUUCGGAGUCUGAUCAUGAUGGGCGUUCGACUGAGGAUGACGAGAGAUCUCUCAUCAGGAGCCCGCCUCGAACACGACUGCCGCAGCCGCCGCCCCCGCCGCCAGACGAUGAACCCCCGCCGAUGAAGCCUCGUGAAUUCUUUGAAAGACUGCAAAGCCAAGCUAUGAAAGAAGCUCAGGACAGGAAGCAAAAACGAGAAAUUAAAGAAACGAAUCACCUCUUUCAGCCGCUAGACGCUGAGGGCAGUCUAGGGGAUAGCCUCAGUCAGAGUCGCGAAAGCCUGACGUCUGAUGGAGAAGGUGCAAAAGGUGACUGUUCAUCGGUUGGAUCCUCUGCAUCCGAGUCUGAAGAACAGCCUCCAUGCGACAUUGGCCUCCUAGAGCGCCUGAUAAGAACACAUCCAGUAUGGUUCCUGCCUGGAAUCCAAAGAGCUGGUGCCUUCCAUUUGCUUCAAGGGAAAGAAGAAGGCAACUUUGUGGUGCGGCAAUCGAGUCAGCAAGACACAAUGGCGAUCAGCGUACGCCUCCCAGCAGAUAAAGGCCCUUACAUUGAGCACUAUCUGAUACAGGCAUCAGGUGGCCGUAUCGGUUUAGAGACUUCCCACAAUCGCUUCGACAAUAUACCUGAACUGAUUGCUCAUUAUUCUCAAUGCUGCGACGAACUGCCUGUUCAGCUUCAAUUGCCGAAGCCGCUUCAAGAAGCUAAAAGCCGUCAUCAAUUGAGUUCCCUCGCUCUCCUUGGUCAAGAGUUUUGGGGAUACCCAAUGGCUAAUUCAAAAACAAAUCUUAAUAAUCUAGUGUCACCUUGUCAAUUGACCAAUGGAAUUGUUCCCAUGGCUGUUACGCCUUCUGAUACUGGUUCUAGUCUUAGUAGUAUUCAUGCCGGUACAGCGGCUAACUCCCGCGAACAAAUUUUAAGUCCAGAUAAGGAUCAGAACGUUGUCCUUAAAAUGUCACCAGUUGAAGCUUCUGGCUCCCCACCGAAACAAACCCAGAAUCUUUCUACGUUCAAAGGUCGUAACGUUCCAUCCCCGCCAGCUAAGCCAACCGGAUCAUUCGUAAGAGCACCGAGGCCAACACCACCGAAUACCCUUAAUCUUAUAUCCAGUACGGCACACAUAACACAGCCUCAUACAUUUCCUACAACAAAUAAUCAACAUUCCCCUACACACUCCAGUAGCGUGAAAAUGACUCCACCCCCUCCCCCACCUCGUUGGGCUAAGCCCCCAUUCACAAAAAUGUCCCUAUCUCCAAAAUCGGAAGCGCUCGCUUUCAGACCCAUUAAUAAAGCUACAAAUGGAAAUAUAACUGUUACUACAACGGUGACAUUCAGUGUCAAUAAUACACAAAUACACAAUCAUCAAAUAAACGAGAGUAUACAAAGUGACCGGCUACAGCUAACGCUUGGCUCUAACACUAUGAACAAUAAUGAUUGCGAAUCCAGCUUCAGCUUAAUGGAUGCAACGAAACAUAUAACAGAAUCUAACGGAGAACUGCAGAAUAUGAUGCACCGUAUGACACCAGAAGGAGAAUGUAUAAGUACAAUGACAGCUAGUUUACACGGCAGCUUUAAAAGGCAGAUCGCUGAACAAAGUAACGCUGAUGCGGGAUCACCAUUAGACCAAUCUCAAACAAAUUCAUCCGAAUUAGUAGAUCCUGUCGUAAAUACGUUGACGAAAUCCUGUAAUGGAAGCAACGUUUCUGCUUCCAAUCAAUUAGUUUCACCAAAUGGUACCAAUUCCGUAACAAGUGGCAUAUUUUCGCCCACAAGUCAAAUAAAUUCUCCAGUGUCUAAUGAUACAAUUUCUUCUAAAAGUGGUGUAUUUUCACCAAUCAGUCAGAAUAACAAAAGUGAGGUAUUCUCUCCUAUAUCAAGAAGUUCACCAGUUUUUAACAAAACUGUAUUUUCUCCGACUUCUAACCAUUCUAUUGUGCCUCCUUUAACUGGUAGAGAUAAAGUGUUGUCACCUAAUACUAAUACAACAAGUUCUACACCUUCUGGUAGAUCAAGGAGGAGUAAGCACUCCAUGCGCAAGGAGUCCAAACAUUAUCAGGAAUCAGAUAUCCUUGAGUCCCCUGGAGUUUAUUACAGGAGUUCUCUUGUAGAUAAGGUUAGUGAUUAUGAGGAUAUUUGGGGACCAGAGAGUAAUAAUUGCUCAACUUUUAAACCACAAAAGGCCGAAAAUGACUAUAAUAUUAAUAAUGGAAUAAUGAAAAGUAAAAGACCAGAUCUGCUACCAGAUACACUUCCUAAACCCAAUACAAUUAAGAACGCACAGUCGGUCCUGGAAAAAGAAAAUCUGAUCAUAUUAAACUCAACAGAAUGUUUAAAUGAAAAGAAAAAUUACUCUACAAAUUCUCUGAAAAAGAAAAGUUUUAACGGAUCUAACGAAAUUAUAGCCACCACAAACAGUAAGGGUGAAGUGGUAGCUAAAAGGCCAGAUAAACUGCAUAUCGCGAUGAAUAUGAACAAGAAAUUAACGGAGGAGAUUGAAGCAGCUUUAAAAAUAAGAGAGAAUCAUAAUAUAGAGAGCAUGGAAACCGUUAAAUUAGAAGAUGAUACGCAAGAUGAUGAUUCGGAUAAAGAACACGCUGGUAGUCCAUUUUAUGCUGAUCCAGUGGACGCCAUAAAAGAAGCUGCUCUUCUUCCCGUACAACGUCGAAAACUCCUCAGAUCUGGAAUAAGUCAAUCCCAAAGGUAUUCUGAACCACCGACUCAGAACCAUCCCUAUUAUCCACUCCGUGAUAUGCAUAGCAUUGAAGAGCUAUCGCCAUCAUCACCUAAUACUUCAACGUCAGUAGAUAAUCUUGUAUCUCUAAGAUCUAAGCCGAAGAUGAAACCAGUGGAGCCACCACGUGUCGCAGCCAAACCACCAACUGGCAAAAACGAAACUACUUGGGCCGUGGAUUCUAGUUGGCAGUUUAUAACAAAAAACGACGAAUGUUCGAACAGUGACGGCGCAUUCCCUUCUCUAGCAGAACAGGAGAGGCUUAAUGUGGAUGAACACUUGCUCACGGUACAUCAAAUUGUCGCUCAAAGACUACCUGAGCUACGUCUGAACGCCGAACCUUUCGCAUUACCAGAUGAAGUCAGAUCGCCUCCUCGCGCAUCUUGCUAUGAUAACGUACAUGAUCUUCGACCUAUGUCAGAACAAGCGAGUGACGAUGGAACUGUGUUCUCUGAACCUUGGGACAGCUCUCAAUGGGAUGGAUUAUUGCCACCACCUAAUGGACAGGCUUAUGACAAUGAGGAAGUCUGUGAGUGGGAAUCUCCUACCCCAAGACGAGGAGCGGUUCCAGCACGAGCCAAGAGUUUCAAAGAUCGAUUGGAUCCCUUACUUGCAGCGGGACGUGUCCGAGCUUUGCGCGGCGGUCGUUCGUCUCGAGGAGCCGGUGCAGCAUUAAGAGCUUAUGCUCUGCACUUGGCCCAAGAUAAGAGUACUACCUUCGCACAAAACGUGGAUAACUUCAUUGCUUGCACACUAGACUCUAAGGAAACAUGCCCACAGAUAAUGAUGCGGAAUAUGAGGCAGUUUAUGUCGGGUAUGAAAAACUAUUUGGUGAAACACGGCGAGAGAGAAUUCGAAAAAGAAGUUGAGAAAGAGCGGCUUAAGCUAAAACCAACUGAAUUCUUAAACCUGGAUGCAAUUCUUGAGGGUGUUAUGCACCGUCUAGUGGUGCGGCCUCUUCGCUCUAAAUUGUAUUCUCUGCUAGCGUCGUGGCAUUCCGCAGAUGUACGUCAAUUACAUUCAGCUAUUGAAAAAGCACAACACGCUACACCCUUGCAACUUGGUAUUAAGGAAUCAACGAAAGUGCCAUCAACAGCAGUAUUGGCGGUGAUAUCGAAACAUUUCCUCAAAAUGCAAGAAGCCGAUUCUCCGUUGGACAAAUUGGAAAAUCUGCUCGCAGCAAUAUCUGUCAUGUUUAACGCGAUUCGUGGAGAGCGUACGUUGGGUGCGGAUGAUCUACUACCGGUUUUAGCAUGGACAGUGGCUCGAUGUCGUUUGGUCUGCGCUGAACUGGAGGCGGAACUAAUGGCUGGCUUGUUACCCGCAGCGUUACUGGCUGGUGAAGGCGGUUAUUACUUAACCGCUCUAUUCUCAGCCGUCGCUGUUCUGAAGAGAUUAGCGCCAGAUCCUGGACCUGAUAGUACGACACCGUGGCGUCGUGGAUCUGGUGAAUGUCGCGAGGUUGGUGUAGCGGUAGUACGUGUUGCUUUACCAGAUGAAUGUCGCGGGUCCAUACGUCGCGUGGCGCUCCCUUGCCGGCCCGGAGCCCGAGCUAGAGACCUCUGCAGAGCCCUAGCACACGCCGCUCAUAUUACGAACCCACAAGACUAUGCGCUUUUUGCCCUGCAUGAUGGACAAGAAACAAUGUUAAAUGAGAAUGACUGUCCCCAAGAAGUGAUGUCAGAGAAGAGUGGUCAGAACUUCAUAUUGGCUUAUAAGCGAAUAGAUGCUAAAAUCGCGUGGCCACAACAAGCGCUCCUGUCAUACCCAUAG
This is a messenger RNA of Danaus chrysippus (African queen), 4971 nucleotides long. Lineage: Eukaryota; Metazoa; Arthropoda; Insecta; Lepidoptera; Nymphalidae. The record is from the annotation of a GenBank genome assembly.